Messenger RNA from Zea mays, 1674 nucleotides. RefSeq lists its product as uncharacterized. The transcript has 5 exons. Gene Ontology annotation, cellular component: nucleus. Bases 170 to 1402 code for a protein of 410 amino acids. The record is from RefSeq and is marked validated. Gene Ontology annotation, biological process: regulation of DNA-templated transcription. NCBI's taxonomy places the organism in Eukaryota, Viridiplantae, Streptophyta, Magnoliopsida, Poales, Poaceae.
AUGUGACCGUUGUGCCGCGGCUUCCCGCCCCCUUCUCGUUCGCCUCCCGCCUCCGCCCCCUUCCUAUUGGGCACGAUUCCGUUCCUAUAAACCCCUGCCGCACGCCCGCAGUGGAGAAAUCCCCCCAAAUCACAAUCCCCGUCCCUCGUCUCCCGCCGCCAGGACAGCCAUGGCCACCGCCGUAUCCACCCCCGCGGACCUGUCGCCGGCGCCGGUCCCGAGACGGCGGGGCCGGCCGCCGAAGAACCCCGCCCCCGCACCCGCCCCCGCCCCCGCCCCCGCCGUGGCGGAGGUGAUUGGGGACUACGAGCGCGAGAGGGCCGCGAGGAUCCGGGAGAACAUGGAGCGGAUGCAGAAGCUCGGCAUCCUCGACCUCGCGCAGACCCUCAGCUACUCCGCCGCCGGCUCGGCUCGAGGUACCGGCAGCGGACGUCGGCGCCGGAAGCCCGUGGACCCGGGUCCCGCUGGCGGGGCCAGGGUGAAGCCCGCGUCGCCGGCGCCCUCGCGGAGGUCGCUCAGGUUGAAGGACGUGGAAUCAAUUAGCUAUUGUGAAACUGAACCUAAGAAAGAGAAACACUCCGAAGUUGGCAAAAUUGAGGUAGUAGAGGUAGGAGCCAAGGAAGAAAUAUACACUGAAGAGCAUGACAGGCUUCUGGGAACAUGCUACACUCCUUGGACACUCUUUGUCGAUGGUUAUGGCAAAGAUGGAAAACGCAUCUAUGAUCAAGUGAGGGGCCAAACCUGUCAUCAGUGCCGGCAGAAAACUCUUGGUCAUCAUACAAGCUGCUGUAAAUGCCAGAUUGUUCAAGGGCAGUUCUGUGGAGAUUGUUUGUAUAUGAGGUAUGGCGAGAAUGUGUUAGAAGUUAAGAAGAAUCCUAACUGGAUAUGUCCAGUUUGCCGUGGCAUCUGUAAUUGCAGCAUAUGCAGAACCAAGAAAGGAUGGUUUCCUACUGGUUCUGCGUAUAGGAAGGUGGUUGGACUUGGGUACAAAUCUGUGGCACACUUUUUAAUUGCGACACAUCGAGCAUCAUCAGAUAACUCAGAGGAUUCAAGCCCAGCUGGCAAAGAGAAGUCGCUGUCUGCUAAAUCUGAAAGCUCAUGCAUUUCGGAUCAUGAUGGCCCGGAUGCCAAUGGGAGGCCCGAGGAUGGUGAAACGAGCAGCAAAGCUAAGGUGAACAAAGCAACCCGCCGCAAUGUGAAGAAGAAGAGUUCUGACGGCGACAAAGAAGACAGCAGAAGCGAGUCCGUGGUGACAUCUGAGUGCCAGGAUGGCCAUCAAGCCAACACGGAGGCUGGGUGUGCCACUCCGUCGUCCAAGCCAGUCUCAAGGAAGAGAAAGUGCGUUGAACGAAGCCCCGACUGCAUUGCAAGCAGGCUGCGGUCUCGGCUCAGUAUGCCGUGAUCCCCCCAUGGACAGUGAUCAGCAUCAUGAGUCUCUUUUUACUGUCUGACUGCAGGCUCGCCUUUUGCGAUGAAGUUAUGCUAGUGAAGAUGUUUUGUUUCAGCAGGUGAUUGGUGCAGCAGUUUUUUUUGCAGACCUUAAAACUGUGCUUACAACCGUAAUGAAAUAGGCUGUGCCAAUAGCUGUGUUGCAGUAUCCUACUAGCCUGCACCUUAAUGUAUAAUUCAUGCUAUGCGAGUCAUAACAUGUGCCCUUUUGUCUCCCUUGUGCAG